AAUUACCAGAACUGCAUCAAAUAGUAAAUAUAGAUCUUAUGCUGGAAAUGUCAACCUCUCUGACAGCCAUAACCCCCAUCAUUGAAAGAGAAAGCGGAGGACACCACUAUGUUAGUAUGACUUUACCGGUUGAUGCAGUUAUAUCUGUUGCUCCAGAAGAAACAUGGGGAAAAGUUCGUAAACUUCUAGUUGAUGCAAUUCAUAAUCAACUAACGGAUAUGGAAAAGUGCAUUUUGAAAUAUAUGAAAGGAACAUCUAUUGUGGUCCCUGAACCAUUGCACUUUUUAUUACCAGGGGAAAAAAACCUUGUAACAAUUUCAUAUCCAUCAGGAAUUCCAGAUGGUCAGCUGCUGGCCUACAGAAAGGAGUUACAUGAUCUCUUCAAUCUGCCUCACGACAGACCUUAUUUCAAAAGGUGUAAUGCUUAUCACUUUCCAGAUGAACCAUAUAAAGAUGGUUACAUUAGAAAUCCACAUAUUUAUCUCAAUCCACCUAACAUAGAGACUGGUAUGAUUUACAUGGUCCAGGGCAUAUAUGGUUAUCAUCAUUAUAUGCAGGAUCGGGUAGAUGACAAUGGCUGGGGCUGUGCUUAUCGAUCUCUGCAGACUAUCUGCUCUUGGUUCAGACACCAGGGAUACACCGAGAGAUCCAUUCCAACACACAGAGAAAUCCAGCAGGCUCUGGUUGACGCCGAGGACAAACCAGCAACCUUUGUCGGAUCUCGGCAGUGGAUCGGGUCUAUCGAGGUACAGCUGGUGCUCAACCAACUGAUUGGGGUCACUUCAAAAAUACUCUUUGUCAGCCAAGGCUCUGAGAUGGCCUCUCAAGGGCGGGAGCUGGCUCAUCAUUUCCAGAGUGAAGGAACCCCAGUGAUGAUCGGGGGAGGUGUUUUGGCCCACACAAUACUCGGAGUUGCAUGGAAUGAGGUUACAGGGCAAAUAAAAUUUCUGAUUUUAGAUCCGCAUUAUACAGGUGCUGAAGAUCUGCAAGUUAUUUUGGAAAAGGGCUGGUGUGGAUGGAAGGGCCCAGACUUUUGGAACAAGGAUGCUUACUAUAACUUAUGUCUUCCCCAGCGACCAAAUAUUAUUUGAAAUAUCUUGGACUCAAAGACUGUAAUAAAGUUGUAUUAUAAAUUUGUUAAUAAACAAUAAGUUUAAUUUCAAAUUAAA
Messenger RNA from Ceratotherium simum simum (southern white rhinoceros), 1169 nucleotides. The record is from RefSeq and is a predicted model, not a curated record. Lineage: Eukaryota; Metazoa; Chordata; Mammalia; Perissodactyla; Rhinocerotidae.